Messenger RNA from Eublepharis macularius, 3222 nucleotides. RefSeq names its product protein-glutamine gamma-glutamyltransferase 6-like. Gene Ontology annotation, biological process: peptide cross-linking. Gene Ontology annotation, molecular function: protein-glutamine gamma-glutamyltransferase activity. The coding region runs from base 1022 to 3118 and encodes 698 amino acids. The transcript is spliced from 14 exons. The record is from RefSeq and is a predicted model, not a curated record. NCBI's taxonomy places the organism in Eukaryota, Metazoa, Chordata, Lepidosauria, Squamata, Eublepharidae.
UGGGGAACGGGUGCAGCGUUGCUCCACUUCAGCCCUCUGGCGUUCUUCCAGGAUCCUCACAGAGGAGGCGAAAUGUUUCCAUGCCAGCCAAGCAGGAAAUAAACAAGGAUGAAGCAGCUGCCGCUCAGCAGCUGAACCUCCAAACCGGAAAGUCAACCCAGGCAGAUACCAUCAGUGCAGCGAAGAAGCCUGGGCUGGGGCAGGCCUGGCUGCCAGCAGCAAAGGUGGGGGCUUAGGCAAGGCAGGCCUGGUGGCUCAGCACAGCCCCAAAGCUGGAUGGAAGCGGCGAUUAGGCACCCCGCACCAGCGUUCGUAACGAGGGGGUGGAGUGCACAGAGAUUAAGCCACACCAGAGACUCCCUGAGCAGCGCCAGGUGGCGGAAGGUUCCCAAAGGAGCCCACGUGCCCCAGCCCCGGCAGAGGGUGCCCCUGAAGGGGGUGCCCCCCUCACGGACUACAUGGAAUAACACUGUGGACUCCAAGCUGAGCUCCUUGACAAAGGGUGGGAUGCACAUUGGAGACACACACCCCAACGCAGGAAUUUACUACAAGGAUAGUAAACAAACGCAAUCUGACUUGUAAAUGCGAUCCAGGUGGGACUGUGAAGCCGGCGUCCCAACUGAAAGCAGGAAGUGAAUUUCUGCCAGACCAGCAGGAAGUACCAGUGUCCUCCCAGCCGCUUCUCCUUCCCCACCCGGCAAUUUCCUCCUCCUUGGAGGUGACUCUUGGCCUUGGAUUGCACGUAGGAAGUCUUGCAUGUCAUCCAUAUGCAAGGGAAUGCACUUCCUCUGAGUAAACAAGGAGGACUUCUCCUCCCACAGCAGCACCUCCCAUUGAGCAGGAAAAUUGCUCCCACAGAGCCCCAGAUGAGAGGGACUGGCUAAUUGCCCUUGGAUGCUUUGGCAGGGCUCAGUGCCUGGUAGCUGCUUCAUCACACCUCACCCAUCUCCGCCACAGACAGCAGGUGCGCUCGGAGGAGCAUGCAAUAGAGGUCCCUGGCCCGGCUUAAGGAGACAGCAAGAUGGCAGAUCUGACCCCUACCCAGAUCAAUUGGCAGGUGCCAGCAAACUCGGAGGCACAUCACACCAACCGCUUCGUCUGCUCCAAUCCAGUUAUGCGCCGUGGGCAACCCUUUAUCUUCACACUGUACUUCAACAGGAGUCCCCAACCAGGGGAGAGCUUAGCUUUCAUAGCUGAGACAGGGCAAAGCUCUUCCAAUUCCAGCUGCAGCAGGACCACAGUUGCCGUCGGCAGUGCUCUGGCCAGUGGCUGCUGGAGCGCUGUGCAAGGCACCAGCGAUGCCAACUACGUGAACUUCACCCUUGCCAGCCCCCCCACCGCAACCAUUGGGCACUACAGACUGAGCCUGCAGGUGACUUGCGGCAACAAGGUGUAUGCCAGACUCCUGGGGCAGUUUGUCCUGCUCUUUAACGCUUGGUGCUCAGGUGACCUCGUCUACCUCGCAAAUGAGGCUGAACGGCAGGAGUACGUCUUGAAUGAAAACGGAAUUAUCUUUGUGGGAAACGCUCAUUACAUUGAAGCUCGAGGGUGGUACUAUGGCCAGUUCCAAGAGAACAUCCUGAAUAUCUGCCUUCUUCUCCUGGAUCUGAGCCUCUACCAUCGCCAGGAUCCGGCCGGAGACACGAGCCGCAGAAGCGACCCCAGAUAUGUGGGCCGGGUGGUCAGCUCCAUGAUCAACGGCAACGACAACGACAAUGGAGUGCUGGAGGGCAAAUGGGAAGGAGAGUUUUCUCACCAUGUGAACCCCUCCCGGUGGGACGGCAGUGUGGCCAUCCUCAGGAAGUGGGCCCAGGACCGACACAGGCCGGUCCAGUACGGACAGUGCUGGGUCUUCGCAGGAGUAGCAGGGACAGUCCUGAGGUGCCUGGGGCUGCCCACACGGCUGGUCACCAACUUCAACUCCGCGCAUGACUCAGACGGAAACCUCAGCAUUGACAAAUAUUACGACUCCUCGGGAAAGAGCCUCAAAAUUGGCCAAGACUCCACGUGGGAUUACCACGUCUGGAACGAGAGCUGGUUCAUCCGCAGAGACCUUGGGACGGCAUACAGUGGGUGGCAGGUGAUCGACGCAACCCCCCAGGAGAGGAGCCAAGGGAUCUACCAGUGCGGGCCAGCCUCUGUCCUGGCCGUCAAGCAUGGAGACAUAGAACUGUCCUACGACACGACCUUCGUGUACGCUGAAGUGAAUGCAAAUAUCUGCCGAUGGGUUGUCCAGAAGGACGGAAGCCGGGUCCGAACUUAUUGCGAUACUUCCUCCAUUGGCACCGCUAUCAGCACCAAAGCUGUGGGCAGCAACCAACGGGUGGACAUCACCAAUACUUACAAGUACCAUGAAGGCUCUGCGGAGGAAAGAAGUGUUUACAGAAAGGCCUGCGCCAAGCUGCCCAGGUCCAGGUCCUCAGCAAGAUGCCCAGACGCCCCUGAGGAAGCCUCUUCGGAGCUCAUAACACACCCGGAGCUCUUUGGGAAAUUCAAGCUGGCUCAGCCUCCCGUGCUCGGGAAAGACAUUGAACUCAUCCUCACUCUCGCCAACUUAUCCUCGGUACCAAAGAAAGUCACGGUGAACCUCAGUGUGUCGAGUGUCCUCUACACACGAACGGCUGUCCAAGAGAUCCUAAAGGAAACCACCACUGUGAAUUUUGGUUCUAAAGAAGAGAAGCACAUUCCAUUGCGCAUCACGUAUACCCACUACGGAGCGUCCCUGACAGAUGACAAGAAAAUCCUGGUGACGGCCUUGUGUGACGUGGCCCAGGGCGUGAAGCUGCUGGUGGAGAAGGCGAUCACCCUGGAGAGCCCGGGCAUCUUCAUCGCGGUUCCCCCACGUGUGGAGGUCAAUAAGGCAGCCACGGUGGAGAUCUCCUACUCCAACCCCCUCCCGGAGCCCGUGGACGACUGCGUGCUGCUGGUGACGCUCAUGGGCCAGGCGGUCACCAUCAAUGUGGCAGGAUUGGCCCCAGGGGAGAAGUCGAAGAUCUACUUCGAAUUCACACCACGCACGACAGGAGCUAUGCAGAUGCACGUUGAUUUCUCCUGCAACAAGUUCCACCACGUGAAGGGCUUUGUGCUCAUGCAGAUCGCUCCCUCUGCCUCCCUGUGAUUUAGCAGGGCGGCGGGGCGGGGGGGGGGUCAGGAGGCUGACCGUCCUGUUUCCAAGCUGGGCCAGGGGUCCCUCUGCUGUUGCACUACCAGUAAAAUUCUUUA